Messenger RNA from Entrophospora sp. SA101, 255 nucleotides. The record is from the annotation of a GenBank genome assembly. Lineage: Eukaryota; Fungi; Glomeromycota; Glomeromycetes; Entrophosporales; Entrophosporaceae.
AUGGAACUGCUUUUAAAAACUGCAGGAGUUGAUGAAUAUGAACCUAAAUGUGCUCAACAAUUAUUAGAAUUUGCUCAUAAUGUAGAUGAUAUUAAGCUUGCCAUACAUGGUCGUAUAAAUCAUUCAUUCACAUUUCCACCUAGACAAGAGUUUUUAGUUCAACUUGCAAAUGAAAGAAAUGAUGUACCUUUACCACAUGUACCAGUAAAAUAUGGAUUAAGAUUACCACCAGAUAGACAUUGUUUAACUUCUUAG